Molecule: messenger RNA, 396 nt
Organism: Penicillium malachiteum
Lineage: Eukaryota; Fungi; Ascomycota; Eurotiomycetes; Eurotiales; Aspergillaceae
Product: translation initiation factor eIF1
Exons: 5
Coding region: 1-396 (131 amino acids)
Biological process (GO): translational initiation
Cellular component (GO): eukaryotic 43S preinitiation complex
Molecular function (GO): ribosomal small subunit binding; RNA binding; translation initiation factor activity
Source: RefSeq, a predicted model, not a curated record
AUGUCCAUCGAAAACCUUAAGACCUUCGACCCCUUCGCCGACGUCGAAGAGGACUCCGGCCGGUCUAACGCCAAGACCGAAAACUACAUCCACAUUCGUAUCCAGCAACGCAAUGGUCGCAAGACUCUGACUACCGUUCAGGGUCUCCCAGCCAAGUAUGACCAGAAGAAGAUUUUGAAGCGUAUGAAGGGUCUCUAUGCUUGCAAUGGCAACAUCGUCAAAGAUGAGGAAAUGGGCGAGGUGAUUCAGUUGCAAGGUGACCAGCGCAAAGAUGUUCACGACUUCUUGACUAAGCGCCCGCCUACCAAAGCGGAGGCUGAAACCAUGACCGAGAAGGACAAGGCCAAAUACGGCCUCGGCAUCAAGGCUGCCACUGUCAAGGUCCACGGUUUUUAA